Molecule: messenger RNA, 608 nt
Organism: Naegleria gruberi
Lineage: Eukaryota; Heterolobosea; Eutetramitea; Acrasida; Naegleriidae
Exons: 2
Coding region: 1-561 (186 amino acids)
Source: RefSeq, a predicted model, not a curated record
AUGACAAGAACCACUGAGGAGGACUGUGAAUCCCAACAGCCAAUCCAACAAAACACCACCACUCCAAGAAAAACACCUCUCUUCGAUUUAUUAUAUCCCAUUCUCUUACAAUUGUGGAAUUCCUUCCAUUCGGCCAAUCAAAGCAUCUCUGAAUUUAACAUUAAUGCAUGGACACAGGGAUACAUUGAUAAAUUCGACUCUCUUGUGGGUAUUGAUAACGUUACCAACAUGUUCAAUUUGAGAAUAAUCUGCAUGAUUUUCUUAUUGUUCUGUGCAAGUCUUUCUGAUAAUGCAUCGUCAUCACUCUCCACAGAGCUCAUUGUUGGAUUCUUGACUGCUGGUUUGGGAUUUUAUGCGAGAAUUUUCUCAGAUCCACUUGGAAUGUUAAUGUUCAGCAUUUUGAAUUUGUGUCUCUUUUUGCGUUGCACUUCUUGGAUUGAAGAUAAGCAGACUGCUCUGAUUUUAAUGACUCCCUUCUUGUUUAUGAAUCAAAUUCGUUCGGUAGUUUGUGUGUUUAAAUAUGGAAAGGAAAAGAUCAAUAGUGGUUUAAAGGAAAAUUAGAAUAUUUUUAGGUGAAACGAAAGUAAACUAUUCCUAUUCCUCACUUG